AUGCAUGAACCUAUUGUAAUUAUUUUCUCAUCUCAAUACACUGAGGCUGAGAAAGUGGUUCACAACGUGAAACCUAAUGAUGAUGAUGUAAUGGUGUCAUUUGUUGAUCUUCAAUUUGAUUAUGAGGAGGAGAAUAUUCCUGAUGACUUAAUAAUGUCAGGUAAACAGUUCAAGAUCCUUAACUCGAAAAUCAAUUCUCUUCUUCAGAUACAAGCUGAUACUGGAGGAAAGUACUUUGUGGCUGAAUUUGAAAUGGAAUAUUUGAUGAAAGCUCCAGAAACUCGCUUACGAAACUUGAUUGAGGGUAUUGAGUAG
This is a messenger RNA of Lactuca saligna, 315 nucleotides long. The record is from the annotation of a GenBank genome assembly. Lineage: Eukaryota; Viridiplantae; Streptophyta; Magnoliopsida; Asterales; Asteraceae.